GCAGUACUCCUGCAGUAGGAAGUCACUCAAAUGGUGGAAGUACCUUUUCUACUUCCUGCUGGAUACCGCCAUUGUCAACUCCUUUUUGCUUAUGAAGGAGUCUCCGAAUCACAAGCUAUCCACACGGACUGGAAAGGAAAAGAUCAGGACACAGAUCAGUUACAGACAGGAACUGGCUCGUCAGUUGAUUGGGGAGACCAGGGUCACCAGGAAGAGGAAGGCACAGCCAACAACAAUGGAUACAACUGGACACCAGCACUGGCCGGAGAUUCUGAACAAAAAGGGAAGAUGUCGACAGUGUUCGAAAUCAGGCAGACGCCGGGAAGUGAUUUCCGGAUGUUCACAUUGCAAUGUGAAACUGUGUGUUGGAUGCUUUAAAGACUACCACCAAUCACUAUUAAAUGAAUUGUAAAUAUGUACAAUCAAGAUUAUUGGUCACAAAUUUGACAGGUUUUUACCAUUAUAAACUAUGUAAUGUCAAUACACUUACAAAUGUUUGUGUUAACAUCAGAUUGUUUGUUAUUGAAAAAUGAUCAGUGACAACUUUUGUACAUAGCUGUUUGAUAAUUUUUAAAUAUUUUGCUUGUUAGAAUGAAUCCUGAUGUUAUGUGUUAGUACAUGUAUAUUUGUCCUAGAGUGAAUUUUGUUGUACUGAUUUGAAUGAAUGAAUGAAUGAAUGAUCUUUAAAAUAUUUUAUAUCUUUAUUUCUGACA
Pecten maximus is the source of this 713-nucleotide messenger RNA. RefSeq lists its product as uncharacterized. Lineage: Eukaryota; Metazoa; Mollusca; Bivalvia; Pectinida; Pectinidae. Bases 31 to 378 code for a protein of 115 amino acids. The record is from RefSeq and is a predicted model, not a curated record. The transcript is spliced from 2 exons.